Messenger RNA from Drosophila navojoa, 4158 nucleotides. RefSeq names its product closca (gene clos). The record is from RefSeq and is a predicted model, not a curated record. NCBI's taxonomy places the organism in Eukaryota, Metazoa, Arthropoda, Insecta, Diptera, Drosophilidae. Gene Ontology annotation, biological process: signal transduction.
AUUGCCUUUCAGUUUGUCGAUGUGCAACAGAAACUGACUGCAAACUACUGGGAUGCUCUGCGUUAUGCAAAGCGUGCCUUGGACGUUAUCGAAUUGGAUGCAGCUCGGGCUCAGCAUCAUCCCGUCAAGCGGGAUGGAGUGCAGCAGCCGAAGGAGCAGCACGAGUUCGAUGAGAUAACAGUGGGUACGCUGGUUGUGCACGAGGCAUUGCAGGCGGAGCGGAUUAAUGGGGUGGACAGACAGAAACCCAUCUACGAGUCGGUCAGCGCAGGUAAUGUGUAUGUGAGCGAGGAAUACAAGGAGGCGGCCAUGGAUCUACCAACGCCUGCAUUGGAGCAAUUGACGUUGCAGGAGCUGCUGCUGUCGGGUGAACUGAAUGGCCACGACUGGACCCAGCUGCUGGAUCAAACGCUGAAGCGACGCGGCAACGAGCUCCAAUUCAUCAAGGCAGCCGUCGACAUCAGCAACCUGAAGGCCGAAGCAGUCAGAGUCAACAGCAAUGAGAUCAACGAGCGCCCACUCGGCCAGCUGGUGUCCAUCGAUGCUGGUGACUACGUCGUGCAGCAGGACAUACAAUUCGCACAGCCUAUCGAGGUGAAUCGGCUAAGCAUCAACCAACGGCUCAAUCACAUACACGUAGAUCGGCAGCGCUUCGACGUGCUGCUCCACGAGGCGAACCACACCCAGGUGGUUGAGGGCACCAAGCGAUUCGAGAAUAUUCGUGUGCUGGAGCCGAUUACUAUUUCAGGUCAGCUACUGGGCGCCGAGCUGAGUGCUAUGUCGCCAAUGAAGGUUUCGGAUCAGUCGCUCGAACUGCAGGGCGACUAUGUGAUCGAUGGUGAUGUCACAAUUGGACAACUUCUGCAAAUGCAGGACCUGCGCGAUGCAUCCUCACAGAGAUCGGCAGUUGGAAUACUGCAGCAGGCACUGCACCUGGAUCAACCCUUAGAGAAUGUGAACCUGCGCUUUGAGCAGCCGCUGAACGCCAAUGAUACGCAGGUGAGCUUCAUCAAUGCCCAGGACGUGCAGGAGCUGGUACAGCUGAAUGUGGACCAGGUGCAGGUGAUUGAGGGCGCCAAGCGGCUGCCCCAGAGCCUUACCAUACGCAACGGCUUUGGCGAGGUCAAUCUGGUCAACGGCUUCAAUGUGGAGCAGCUACCGCAGAAGCUGCUGUUGAAGAGCAGCAACCAAAGCUUCAAGCAUCCAAUGCAGCUGGCCGGCUUGGACGCGCCCCACUUAAAUGCCACUAAGCUGCUGCUGAAUGGAAUGGAGUUGCCUGCAUAUAUGCAAUACGGCGAGGAGCAACGCUCCAAUAGCAGUUUGUAUGUGGAUCGGCUGCAGGUGGAGCAUCUCAGGGUCGAACAGCUGCACAUGCAUGGCCAGAUCUUUGGCCACACUCUCGAGGAGCUCUACAAGCAGGGCGCUCAGCGCCCGCACAGCUGGCAGCUGCCAGAACACUUCAAUGGUACGAUCGAGGCACGCAACGUGUGGCUCAAGGGGCACAUAAACAAUGCCGCCGUGGCAGAGGUGGAACAGCAGCUUCAGCAACUGGCGGGCAAUAUCAAAUACGUAGGCGAUUUCACCUUCCGCCAUGCGGUCAACGUGAGCGGUCUCACCUUUGGAGAUACUCUAAACGGUAUAUCCGCCCAAAGAUUCGGCCACUGUUGGCUAGAGAGCAGCGGACCGCAGCUGUUCACAGCCCCGCAAGCAUUUGCGUCUCUGGCCAGCGAUAAGGAUGUGCAGUUGAAGGGGCGCCUCAACAACUACACGCUGGAGCAACUGAUCAAAGGAAGCUACAGGUUGAAUGGCACGGAACACUUGCCCUCAGUAAAAUUUCUGAAUCCGAUUGUGCUGCAGCAGUCGCUGAGUGUGGGGCGUGUGAAUGGAUUGCGCGUGCCAGAGGAUAUGCUGUAUGCGCAAGGUGGCGGCAUGCUGCAGGCGCCAUUCAAGGUCAAAGGUCAUGUGGUGAUUUUAUCCCCGCAGCAGGUCUGCAAUGUAAACAGCCUAAAUGACUACCAGCUAGAAGCACUCAAGCAUUAUCUGGGAGGCGGGGCAACGGUCGAGCUGGACACGUUGCACGUGGAGCAGGCAGAGUUUGCAGUGCCCCCGAUCUAUGAGAAACUGAACGGACAUCAGUUGCAGCAACUGCUCGACGAGCUUUGGCUAGACAACGAGUUUGUGGAACUGCAAGCUGUGAAGCUGGCCAAUGCCAGCUUUAACGGGCUGCUGGAGUUUGAGGGCACACUAAACGGUUUGGAUGUGGAGCAUAUCAAACGCAAUUACUUUAGCCGUACGCGCAGUCAGCGUCCAAAUGUGCCGUUUAAUUUCGAACAUGACGUCACUUUUGCAGAAACGCUGACCGUCAAGCAAGUACAGCUACGUGUCAAAGAUGGCGCACUUGUUGAGGGCAUUGGCAAUGUUCCAUUAAAUUUCGAGGAUUUCGUGGAAAAUUCAUUAAAAACCUCUGGCCCACACACCAUUACAACACAAUGGCGUCUGCCUGCAGCUCUAGUUGGCGGAGAUAUAAAUAAUGUGCGUAUUAAUCAAUUAAAUUUCGUCGACGACGUUCUACGCAAGGAUAAUCCGGGCGUCACUGUAAUAGAUGCAUCCAAAAGAGCACAGAUUGCAACAAUUAAACGCCUCUUUGCCACGCCCAGCAGCACAGUAGCUAACGUUCCGAUUGCGAAAUGGAUCAACAAUACGGUUUACACCUAUGGUAAUCACACCAUUGCCGGCACCACGGUUAUGGAAACCCUGAAUCUCUACAACGACCUGCGAGUUGUGGGUCCAGUGAAUGGCGUUCACUGGCAAGCGGAUCAAUUGCUUCUCUGUGAUCGGGAGCAGUAUAUACGCGGCUCGCUGCUGGUGAAGAAUGCGUUGCCGGAACAACAGCGCAUCCUGAGUAGCAACAUCGAAGAACUCUGGGUGGAUAACAUCAAUGGACUGAAUGUGAACGAACUGCUGGUGAACAAGGCGCACAAUCGUCCCAAUUUGCAUGUAGCCAGCCAGCUGAUAUUCACUCAGCCGCUGAGCGUCGCCAACUAUGAGCUGGGGGAUGUGCUAGAUGGAAACAAUAAAUGGAAACGUGGAGUAGAGGCUGUGAACAACUGGCACCAGUUAAAUGAACAAGUGGCUGCAGUGCAGCAACGCCUCACAGCUCCUUCUUUUGUGCUGGAAGGCUUCGCUUUGCUACAACAGCUACCGCUCAAUGCAAGCCGUCUGGAGCUGCUGCAGGAGCCGAGCAGCAACACGGAAGUGCUGGCCAUUUGGCAUAGGUACCAAGAUAUGGAACAAUUAAAUGCCUAUGCUUGGCAGUCGGAGGAGCAGAAAUUCAUGUACAAUGCAAGCCUGGCGCAGCUAUUGCAACCCGAUGAGAAAUUUGCCAAUGCUCACAACGAUCGCUUUUCAACUGUCAAGAGCAACGCCCUGUUCCUAAGCCCCUUGCGUCUGCAUUUCCAAGACUGUUUAGCAGUGCAAAGAAACCAGCUUUCAGCACUCGAAAUCUAUUGUGCAGCCAAUGAUAGCAUUGACGGCACUAUCGUCCGGCAAGCCACGAUUCCAACUGGGCAAGUGAAACAGCUGAUAGAUCCAACCGCGGACAGUAAUGCCUACGUACUGGCCCUGCUUGUCGCCAACUCUGUGGAGUUUUGGCAGUGGACCUCGGGUGGCAACUACAUGCUGCAGCAGCGACUGUCCCUGAUGCAGGCCGAGCAAAUGGCGCUGGCGACGCACGAGAAUCGUAGCUUCCUGGCCGUGCUGACUGCAGCCCCAGCAGUCGCCAUUUACAUAUACAGUAAGGACAGUAAUGCGCUGGACUACCAGCUAGCACAAAUCUUUGACUUGGAGGAGUCUGGGCCACCGCGUCAGCUACUUCUCAUGCAUCUGCAAAAGUCCAAGGAUCUGUUGCUCUGUUUAAGCAAUGCUUCGCCCACACAAACGCUGCGAAUUUACCAGCAUCAAGGCGUGGCAGGCUUUCAGCAGCUUCUAGGCGAGAGCACGCUGCCUGCAGCAAACUCGCUGCAACGUUUGGAAUUAGCGGAUAAACAGAUUUUGGCUUUAUCCAAUAGCGAGGGCAUCUACUUAGUUGGGCCACAGUUUAUAAGGCUCUAGUCUCAUGCCAGAUUAAUUAUUUUGUAUGUAUUAAUGUUAUAUAUGUAA